Molecule: messenger RNA, 3798 nt
Organism: Penicillium soppii
Lineage: Eukaryota; Fungi; Ascomycota; Eurotiomycetes; Eurotiales; Aspergillaceae
Exons: 2
Coding region: 1-3798 (1265 amino acids)
Source: RefSeq, a predicted model, not a curated record
AUGCAGCCCUUCAAGCCCGACUUCCUGGAUGCCCGGGCCUUAUCCUCCCGCUCGCGGAGUCCCAGUAUCGUGUCCAGCGAUUCAUCUCGAGUCAACCUCAUGUCCCCGCCAUCCGUGAGGCCCGCCCCAGGGUUUAUCUCGUCAUCUGCAGCUUCAGAAAUUAUCUCCGCCGAUCAGGAGUUCGCCUCCGACUUUGCUACCGGCGCCACCGCGCUGGUAACACCGGCUGCACUCCAGCUCUUGAACGGGUUCCUGGAUAAUUUCCUAUUCAAUAUUCUUGCCUCUUCCAAAUCGACCCAGCUCGCAUCCAUUCGAAACGCUAUGGCCGAUGUGCUGAAACCCCGCCUGGCUAAAGAGGUCGUUCAGGCGGCCGAGGAAGAGCUCAGUGAAUAUAUGGGCGGGGAGGAGGACGAGCAAACCGAAUUUCGCGGGGGACAAGAACCUGGCGGCGACUUUGAUCUGGUUCGGUCAUGGAAAUUGACCCGAUUGAGAUGUAUGGUCUACACACGCUUGGGCGACAUGGAAGAAGACGACGAGGACGAGUAUAUUGCGGAGGACGGUCUUGGCGAGACCGACGGGGCACCCCGCAGAUUUACCAGCCACGUCGACAAUAUUACGCCUGCAGCGUCUAUUUUCCUCACCUCGAUUAUCGAAUGGAUUGGCGAGCGUGCACUUGUUAUCGUUGGCGAGACAGCUAGGUCUCGGUUGUUGGCACAGCUCAACGACAGUGAUGAAUUUAUCGGACCCAACGAUGAGCGGAAACGAAUCGAUCAGUUUGUGGUGGAAGAUCUCGACAUGGAGAAGUUAGCUCUUAACCCGACUUUGGGUAGACUUUGGCGUACUUGGAGGAAGCGCAGACGCGGAACCACUAUUUCUGGCACUCUAUCCCGUGAAUCGUUCCGCCGUCGUGGAUACUCGAUGGGGAAUAGCCGGAAGAGUAGCAUUGCGACCAUUGAGGAGCCGAUAACUCCCAGGGAGCCUCUCCCUGGUGAUGUACAGGCUGCUGAAAGUGCGUCUAAAUAUCAAUGGCCUUCUGAGCCCGUUCAGCAGUCUGUUCUGCUGCAGCAGGUUGCUGCAGCAGUCCCUCUGCCCAUGUCGGAUUAUGACGUCCAAGAGAUUGAGGUCCCGGGUUACAUUGGUGAUAUGGAGGAGGCGCAGACCAUGGAGGCGGUGGUGGCUCACAAGGUCAGACCACGCAGUCUCAUGGUCUUUUCGUCGCCUUCUCUUCUUUCAAAAUCUUCUGGUUCAGCGAAUGGCUCACCCGUUAGUGCAUCAGCCAUUGAACCUGCUAAAUCGAUCCGUCAUAUUCGCGCAAGGUCUCUGCCAAAUGGAGGGCCGCUCCCCACCCAAGAGGAUCCGGAGUCCCCAUUAGACCAACCAUCGCCCACUCCAUCCGAGAAAAAGCAACUGGAGACUAUGUAUGAGGAUGACGAGUCAGCAGAAUACGUAGAUGCAGCGGAGGAUGCAGCAGAAAUGACCCCUGGCAUUGCAGGCACCACAGGCCACGAAGAUUCGCAACUGCCCGAAGCUGCAACAGAAGCUUCCGAUAAUGCGAGAAUGUCCAUCGUGCAUGAAGAAGGGGAGGCGCCUCUAGCGGUAAACGAGAUGGUUGCAUCUUUGCGCUCUAUUGCAGCUGAUGACGAGGAAUUGACGGAUCAAUCCAAUAGCGCUCGCGUCUCCAUUGCAUCCCUGGAUGAUCGACCAAAUCAAAAAGACCCGGAAGUAAUUGAGGGCACUGGGACAUGUGGAAAGCCUAAAUUGACUUCGACGAUACAUCGCCCCAAACGCCAAUCGCCUAGGGAUGCAAGGUCGAUCUCUCCUGCGGAGAGUCAGCCCCUAACGCAAGGGGUGGAGACUAUGUCACUCCCAUCUGCGGCACCAUUCGAGGCUGUCACUUCUAUUGAUCAAGAUGCGACCGAUCGAGAUCAGAACAAAACUAUGAUGAUCUCCACUCCUCCGAUCGGGUCUCCAAAAAGCAAAGAAGACAACGAACUCUCAAAAUUCCAAGAUUCCCUCACCCCUCUCGAAAACUCUCGCCCGUCUUCUGUUUCAGGUGAUUCACAACGGUCCAAAACUCGCCCUCGGCCUGCUCCUUUGGUGGUCACGACCAGCAACAGAAGCUCUUCGACUAUUGAGCGAGCAGCUGUUCAGCGCAUGGCUAUCCGGCCAUCUCUGUCAGUGUCUUCCUCCGUUCACAAUAAAUCGCGUCGCUCUGGGAGCUUCGGUAGCGCUCGCGAGAUCAAACGCCCAGUCACUGCUGGCUCCACUACAUCACAAGUCUCAAACAAACUAAAGGGUCUCAUGGGUCGACCACACGGUGAUGCGCAUUCUGUCCGCAUGCGCAGCUCGUCUGAAACGAGUCGCGCGUCUGGCGCCAGUGGAGAUUCUGCAGAUAACGAGAUCGCCGAUUUGGACAAGUUGAUCAACAGCGACGAGACAAUCCACUUCACUCUUACUCCCAAGAGUGUGAGGGAAAUGACCUUCCCCGAUCCACCCAAUCGACCGAUUCCUCGCUCAUGCACUACGAGCGCCGGUGACGCGCCCGAGCUCCUAAAAACCUCUUCCCCACUAAACGAAGAGAAGCACCGCCCCCAUGCUUCCGUUUCCUCCAAGGCAACUGGGGCUACCGCAGGCACUGCAGGUACUGGAAGCUCCGGAGAAAUGACUAUCGCGUCUCGCACAAGGUCUAUCGAGUCGAAGCACGUCCCACUUUCGGCGCGCAUCACUCCCACUUCAUCAAUAUCGACAUCCAGGUCUAGCAAGGCGGCACAGGCGCGUGAUGAAAGUGCUCCUGCGGAUUCGACGCGUGACUUUGCAGAAUUCAUGAGGUUGACUGGCCCUCCUCCCGCGCCUACUAGCGCGCCUAGCGGUGCAACUACUAAUGCACCUACUAGUACGCGAUCCGACCCGAAAAGAUCUGCCUCAACUGAGAAGACCAGGCCAAUUCGGUCCCCGUCUAGCCAAUCAACGGCAUCCCGCGGCAAUCGACCUAAGCUUCAGGCUCGAUCUGCUGAAACCAAUGGGUCCCCAACAUCAGACCUCAUCGAUUUCAUUCGCGAGGGGCCACCCAUGCCGGCGGGUGCCCAUCGAAUUCCUCGAACUGUGGCACCUUUCCGCAACACAAUCGAUUCCGAUGACCUGCAGAUAGACAACACCAGUUCUGCCGCCAGUACUGGUAACGGGACUACGCCCAACAAGUCCUUGUCUUCUCUUGGCUCGCGGACGGGAUUGUUAGACUCGGCCAACCAGAACAAGGCCACGGCUUCAGGGAGCGCCAUGGCCUUUGAAGAUCCCCAGCCGCCUGCCCGAAAACAACGUCGCGUUCCAGACCCCUAUGCGAUUGACGACGAUGACGAUGACGACCUUCUGGAAGAGCUUCUGGAAUUGGAAGAGAAUCCCAAGCCCAAGCGUGAUGAAGAGAGCCUAAUGGACUUCCUUCGCAAUGCCCCUCCUCCUCCCCCAGCUGAGCAAGCACCUCAGCCAUUUAUGUCGUCAGCUCCCGCCUCACAAAAUCUCCAUGGGGCAGCAGCCAUGAAAGCCCGUCUACUCCGUACUUCUCAGAACUCCCUUCGCUCUCAAAACACCCCCACCAAAGUUCAGACCAACUAUUCUGCUAAAGUUGGCCAGGAACGCAACAACGGCAUAAUGCCUUCUGCGUCAAACCGCAGGACUGAAACCAGUGAUUUGGCGGACUUCUUGCGGAACUCUGCCCCGCCGACCCCUCCCCAGCCUGCACCAAAGGCAAAGGAUGGGGGUAUUUCCCGAUUCUUCACGCGCCGAAAGAAGGCCGAAGCAUAA